AUGGCAAAAAGACCUGAUUAUGGAAAACAAGGUCGCGUUGUUCGUCUGAAGAGCAACUACUUCAAGAUCUCUAAGUUUCCCAGUGUCUCCAUAUACCAUUACAAUUUUGAUUCUACCCCAAAGGCAAGCAAGGCAAUGAUCGAACGUAUUUACGUUCAUGUAUCAGGGGAAAACCGUUUCAGUGAUUAUCACGCGGUUUUUGACGGCAACAGUGCCAUCUACUCGGCAACACCUCUCCCUCUUGAGAAUGAGCGUAGAGGAACUCGGUUCACGGUGAAUCUCACGGGAAGAAAUGGUGAGACUUCAAAGGACGGCUCGUAUAACGUCACGAUUCGGUUCAUCCAGCUGUUGAACCUUGAUGAACUAAAAAGGCAUAUAUCCGGCGGAAGUGUCUCUCCUAAUGAAGUCACGAAGUGCAUAACAGCCUUGAAUACGUACAUCAACUACUCGGUUCGUCAAAGAUACCUGACCGUUGGUCGAGCCAUCUAUCCUGAUGAUCCACGCGGAAGGCCCAUUAUUUUAUCCAGGGGGUUCGAGUUGAAAAAAGGCUUUUAUCAAUCGUUGAGACCGGGAACAAAUUGCUUGGCCAUCAAUGUGGAUGUUUGUGUUGGCGUUUUCUAUGCUGAAGACAAUGUUUUGAAUGUCGCAUGUGGAAUACUUGGAAAGCGCAGUAAAGAUGAAUUUCGUCGGGGAAUGACCGAAAUAGAAAGAAUAAUAUUGCUCAGGCAUCUGAGGGGACUAAAGAUUCGGGUCACACACCAGAAACAACGAAAACCUGUUUAUACCAUUAAGAACCUUUCCACGGAUUCGGCCAGUGGGAUAUUUUUUCAUCAUGAAAAAGAAGAUAGAGAGGUCUCUGUUGCUGAAUACUUUCAUCUCACCUACGGAAGAAAGUUGGAAUUCGAGGGAUUGCCAUGCAUCAAAGUCAACAAAGACGUCUUUUUACCCUUCGAAGUAUGUGAAGUGCUUAAAGGUCAACGAUCAGAUGGUUCCCUUCCCGACACGACGUUAGCCGAUGUGAUAAAACACGCAUGCAUCAAACCGAGGGAGAGGUUUGAUCGUAUUCUCCAUUCUGUUCGAGAGAUCUUUCGAUAUAACGGGGAUCCUUUUCUGAAAUCCAUCGGCAUGGGUGUGGAACCUUGUAGCAUGUUGGUCGAAGGACACGUUCUCCAACCACCGGUUUUGGAAUACCACCCUAAAAGUGUGAACCCGGUAUUCACUCCCGAAGCUGGUCGUUGGAAUAUCACGAAUAAAGUUGUAGCUCUGGGAAAGAAACUUCAAAAUUGGUCGGUGUUAGUCUACGCCAAUGAGAAAAAUCAUCCCAAACCAAUUGUCCGAUGUUUUAUGCAAAAAUUUCGAGAGGUCGCCAAUCAGAAAGGCAUAUGUGUGGUCAAUGAACCCAAAAUAUAUUAUUCCAAUCCGAACGGCGAAGUUCACAAGUCAUUUUACCAAGCAUGCUGCCUCUCGAGAUUCAACAAAGACCUACCACCCCAGUUGAUAUUUUGCAUAGUGGAGCGUGUUAGCCCCCUGUACGGAGAGAUAAAGCGUAUCGGGGAUACCGAAUUAGGCGUUCCUACGCAAGUGAUGUUGGCCAAACAAUUGUCUAGAAACAGCAUCGAUCAGCUAUGCGCAAAUGUUGCCCUGAAAGUGAACGUCAAAUUGGGGGGACAAAAUUACUUCCUAUCCAAAGGCCAACUUGGCUUUGUAUCCGAAGUUCCGACGAUGAUAUUUGGUGCGGACGUGUACCAUUCGGGUCGAGGCGAAAAUAAACCCAGUAUUGCGGCAGUUUGCAGUUCUAUGGACAUAGACGCUACCGAAUACUGCAGUAGAUAUAGUAAAAACAAGGAGUCACGAAAUGAGACGAUUGAAAACCUCCAGGAGAUGGUUGACGACUUGUUGCACGCUUUCUGGGAAAGGAAUGACACCCUUCCUCAGCGGAUCCUCUUCUAUAGAGACGGUGUGGCCGAAGGACAAUUCGAGCAUGUCCUGCAUGAUGAAGUGAAGGUGUUAAAGGCGUGCUUCGAGAAUUGCUAUAAGAAGGGGUUCGAACCGAAGCUUACAUUUUGUACACCGGUCUCUCAUCAUUUUGCACGAUUGACGUAUAGGUUUAUGCCGAGCGAACCUCGGGAUGGAGAUAAAAAUGGAAAUUGUCCUCCGGGAACCAUCGUUGACAAUUCCAUCCUCGUCCCUCAAGAGUUUGGCUUCUACCUUCAGCCUCAUAACGUGUUGCAAGGUACCGGACGCCCGAUCCGCUAUAAUGUUCUUUAUGAUGAAAACAACUUCACUGCCGACGGAAUACAGGCAUUAACUCACAAGCUCUGUUAUCUCUCCUCAAGGUUUGCCUGGUGA
Molecule: messenger RNA, 2349 nt
Organism: Acaulospora colombiana
Lineage: Eukaryota; Fungi; Glomeromycota; Glomeromycetes; Diversisporales; Acaulosporaceae
Source: the annotation of a GenBank genome assembly